ACCGGCAGCACUAAACAAAUUGUGUUUGCAUCGUACUUUCUACUGUAUCAUUGUGUUUCAUUUCAUCCUGUCCAGGACGAACACAAUCGAAAGGAAGCCCCACAAACUCCUCUACCUGGAGAGAAAGCCCCCGGGGAACCCGAGCCGGAGGAAAAUAAGCCGAACAAGACCCAGCAACUCAAAAAGGUCUUCAAGGAAUACGGAGCUGUGGGCGUUUCCUUCCACGUGGGGAUCUCCCUCAUGUCUCUGGGAAUGUUCUACCUCCUCAUUUCAAGCGGUAUCGACAUGGCGUCCGUGCUAAGCAAGCUGGGCUUCAGCGAGGCCGUCAUCCGCUCCAAGAUGGCGGCGGGGACCAGCACGUUCGUCCUGGCCUACGCCGUUCACAAACUAUUUGCGCCCGUGCGCAUCAGCAUCACGCUGGUGUCUGUGCCGUUCAUCGUGCGGCACUUCCGAAGGACGGGACUCUUCAAGCCGCCCAAGUCUGCGCCCUAAUCAGUGUCAUGUGACUGUUGGCUGCCAUUGUGCUUUGGGCAAUGGGGGAGACCCUUGGAACUUUUUUGACUGCUGUGACCCGAGCUUACAGCAACUAGAGUGAAGGAAAAGAAAAUACAUGACAAAUGCUAUUUGCUAUCAGGGAGUUUUUACUUGUGCUUUCUUUGUUUUUUUUUUUCCCCCAAAUCCGUGACGUCAAACGCUUCCUGUAAUGACACAAGACCUUCCCAUUCAUUUUCUUGACUCUUGUUACAUCUCCCCCUGCAUGCUAGAGACUUUGUAUCCAAUUUAUUCUUGUAAAAAGAAAAAAAGAAGAUACUCUCUGAGGAAAAUACACUUUUCCUUCCUUUUUUUUUAAAUUAUGGGAAUUAAACAAAUCUUUCUUUUAAAUAAACUUCACCAUAAAAUCUUAGAGCAUUGAGUCUGGAUUUCCUGGCUCAUAAAAUCUUCGCCUUUUUUAACUUUCCUGUUUCCUCACAUACUUAUUUGAAAAAUGACUUCUUAUUUCACUCAAUAGUCCUUUUCUUGACUGAUCCCAUUUUCUUUCUCCCCUGCAUGUUAUGAAUGAGCGUACCGUAUUUAUAUUUGAUUUGCUUGCAUAAAGCUGCACAAUAAAUCAUACAUUUUCUGACCAAUGA
Hippocampus comes (tiger tail seahorse) is the source of this 1130-nucleotide messenger RNA. Its product is annotated as protein FAM210B-like. The annotation marks the transcript as partial. Gene Ontology annotation, cellular component: mitochondrion. The transcript has 2 exons. The record is from RefSeq and is a predicted model, not a curated record. Lineage: Eukaryota; Metazoa; Chordata; Actinopteri; Syngnathiformes; Syngnathidae.